CCUUUACUAGACGCGGGGCCCCUCCGGUCGAGCCUGUGUAGCCGCUGCGGUCUUAUUCUACUGCAUUUACUACUAUUUUAAUAAGACACCUGAGGUUCUGAGUUUUGCUUCUUCUUUCUCCUCGGCGCUGGUUGUUUGAGAUUAUCCGCUAGGUUUAGUUAGAAAUGCUCCUCGGGUAGCGAGUGUUAUACUCGGAGCCACAGCGACUCGAGAGCUGCUGCGCGGCACAAACACCGCCGAGCUGUCGGAGGACAUGGACCUCACAAAGCCUGCAGGUGGAGUGAUAGCUUACAUUAGCUCCGCGAGCUCGGCCUCCAGUCCCGAGUCGUGCCACAGCGACUCCUCCAACAGCAGCUAUCAGUUCUGCUCUCCGCCCCACGCAGGGCAGGGCCAGCAGGGCGAGACCCUCGCUGUGGCCCCUCAGUCCCGCCCACGGAAGACACGGUCGCCCUCCGCAGCCAAAAGUGGCAUUACAAAGAUUAACGGGCUGGUGCUGCUAUGUAAAGUGUGUGGAGAUGUUGCGUCAGGAUUUCACUAUGGCGUUCACGCUUGUGAGGGAUGCAAGGGUUUCUUCAGGAGGAGCAUUCAGCAGAACAUUCAGUAUAAGAAGUGCCUUAAGAACGAAAGCUGUUCCAUCACGCGCAUCAACAGGAACCGAUGCCAGCAGUGCCGCUUUAAGAAGUGUCUGCUCGUGGGCAUGUCCAGAGACGCUGUGCGUUUCGGCCGGAUUCCCAAACGAGAGAAGCAGCGCAUGCUGCUCGAGAUGCAGAAUGCCAUGAACAACAUGAUGAACAACAGCCACGGCAGCCAGCCGCUGAGCACCCAGCCAUCAGCCAGCGAUGCAGCUUCAGAGCACAGCGGCCCUUCCUCCCGCUCCCCCUCCACCUCCCCCCGGAGCCAUCGGUCCGAAUCCAGCCCCGACCCCGAGCUGCUGAGCGCCAUGGAUACAAGCACCAGCUCAGACUCCUCCAGCGCCACUGACAGCGGGGAGGAGGAGGUCAUCAGCACAGUGACUAGAGCGCAUCAGGAGACCUUCAUGUACAAUCAGGAGCAGGCCAGCGUGCCUUCAGCGGCCCCUAACAACUACAGCCAUUGCUCAGAGAAGACUCAGGAGGUCUGGAAGCAGCAGAGCAAUGCAUCCUCAGAGAGUGAACAAACGCCCCCAUCAGGCUGUGCUCCACAGGGGCCUGAAGACUCGGUCUGUCCUGUCAGACUGCCCAACAGCAGCUCCGCUGGUCCGUCUCUGCAGAACCUCUCUCUGAGAGCUCAUAAUGACAAUGAAACACGUUUCAAUGGCAGCUGUAGUGUCCCAACAUUUGCAAGGGUUAACAGGAUGCACCUGGUUUGCCCCAUGAACACAUCGCCCUAUGUGGAUCCUCAGAAGUCGGGUCACAGUAUUUGGGAGGAGUUCUCCAUGAGCUUCACGCCAGCCGUCAGAGAGGUGGUGGAAUUUGCAAAGCGCAUCCCAGGAUUCAAAGAGCUGUCCCAGCACGACCAGGUCAGCCUGCUGAAGGCCGGCACCUUUGAGGUGCUGGUGGUGCGCUUUACAUCCCUGUUCAAUGUGAAGGAGCGCACAGUCACAUUUCUGAGCGGCAGGAAGUACAGCGUGGAGGCGCUGCGCUCGAUGGGUGCUGGAGAUCUCCUCAACUCAAUGUUUGACUUCACCGAGAAGCUGCAAGCGCUCAACCUCAGUAAGGAGGAGAUGAGCCUCUUCACGGCCGUAGUGCUGGUGUCUGCAGAUCGCUCCGGGCUCGAGAACAUCAACUCGGUCGAGGCCCUUCAGGAAACUCUGAUUCGAGCGCUGCGCAGCUUGAUCACCAAGAACCACCCCAACGAGAUCACCAUCUUCACUAAACUGCUCCUCAAGCUGCCGGACCUGCGCUCGCUCAACAACAUGCACUCUGAGCAGCUCUUGGCCUUCAAGGUCCACCCCUGAGCACCCACCAACCCCAUAACUGCGGGCCCCAUCCAUCUCCAGAGCCUCCUUCCUGCGGCCCGUUUAGCCAGUGGGGAACUGCUGUUACUCAGUGCCCCUUUUCUGACACUUCUCCCCAUGACUUUCAAAUCACUGCUGGUUAAACAUGGAGGUGGGGGGGUUACUUAAGAAUACUUUGUUCUUAAGAAGUAGAAGAUACUUAACAAGUCAUUGUACUGUAAAGCGCCUCUGCUCAUGCUAACGCACACGACUCGCUGAAACAAACUGGAGGGGUUUCGUUGUAGAUGCUUACGAGAGUUUGUACGAUUACGCGGUUUGUGUGCGCGCAGAGGCACCUUGAAUUCGUUUCUAGAUUUAUGAAUCUGCCUGUGCAAUAAGUGACGCGUUCACUGGUUUUGUGAUUGUUCCUUGUUGGUCUUUUAAUACUUUCAGAGAAGAGGAAGUGAGGUAUAUCUUGUGGCCCGUAUGAAUGCUGUGUGUUGCUAAGGGUAGAUUAUGAAGGGAUGUACCCACAAACAAACGAGAAAAGAAGUACACAGAGCACAGUUUGGCAUCCUUUCUAAUUCGGAGAGAAGAAAAAGCAAAAAGCGCCAACUAAGAAAUGGAAGAAUGUGGAACGAGCUGCUAAUCUGAGCUUU
Molecule: messenger RNA, 2574 nt
Organism: Sinocyclocheilus grahami
Lineage: Eukaryota; Metazoa; Chordata; Actinopteri; Cypriniformes; Cyprinidae
Product: nuclear receptor subfamily 1 group D member 2-like
Exons: 8
Coding region: 254-1936 (560 amino acids)
Biological process (GO): positive regulation of transcription by RNA polymerase II; negative regulation of transcription by RNA polymerase II; hormone-mediated signaling pathway
Molecular function (GO): RNA polymerase II cis-regulatory region sequence-specific DNA binding; nuclear receptor activity; zinc ion binding
Source: RefSeq, a predicted model, not a curated record